Molecule: messenger RNA, 1104 nt
Organism: Chara braunii
Lineage: Eukaryota; Viridiplantae; Streptophyta; Charophyceae; Charales; Characeae
Source: the annotation of a GenBank genome assembly
GACACAAACACACACACACACUAAAUACUAGAACCAAAUCGACACUCUGCGUACGCGACACACACACACACACACACACACACACAGAGAGAGAGAGAGAGAGAGAUGGAGGGACUGAUGGAGUUGAUUACACUAUAUUGGCAGCGAAACGCGAGAAGGGGUUUGGCUGCUCUUUUUAUGUGCGUCUUGUUCGUCCUUCUUGUUUUGAUCGUGGCGGUGCUGAAGGACUCCGAUCCUUCCUCCAACGGCCCGGGCGACAACGGGAAGGUGGGUGCUACUGUGAGGACGACUGCCCCAUGGCGCGCCUUUAUCGAGGCUCCUGAUGAGCAGAAGGCGGGAAACAUCUCCUCCCCCCCUUCCAUUGCCACUGCUGAGCAGGACUUGGUGAGCAUUGUGCUGCGGCGCCCCGCCACGUGGCCGCAUCCCGAUCCCUCCGCGGGAUCUUACGAACUGCACCCCAAGGGGAACCGGGAGGAGGAUUUGACAACUUCGGAAGGGGGGGGAGCACGGCAGCCGCUUCCGCCGCAUACUUCAUCCGCCAUAUCCGGCGCCGCUUCAGGAACCAGCGGGAGGGGGGCGCUCCGCUUGCGAGGAGUCACCAGCGCCGGCGGACGCAACGGGGAAACGAGCGGAGAAGACGAGACGAAGGUAUCUGCGGAGGACUCACCCGUAGGGGUUUACUAGCCGACCGUUUAAUCCCACGAGCAUCUGAUCAAAAUUUGAAAUUCCAGUUUUCGGAAUUCUUGUUGUAGACUAUAGUAAAAAAAAAAAAAAAGACUAAAAGUAUACUUGCACGGCGGGUGUGAAAAUGCAGAGAGCAAAAUUUUGAAAUAAAACAGGAAAAAAAAAAAAAAAAGCUGGACAUGUAGAAAAAAAAAAACAAAAAAAAAAACCGGAUACGUAGCCGCUUCUCGUACGGCAUCUCCCUCGUUCUAUCCCGCUUACGGCUCUGGGCGGGUAUAACUCGUGCCUGCUGCCAAGCUGUAACCCGGUUUGCUCGCUUUUAUAUAUGGAGAAAAACAACAACAACAAUUACUACUAAUACCCCCGUCCCCCGAACAUAACCCGCUACGGUGACCCUCAUAAUGAAUGCACACAAGCUAU